AGUAUGUAGUUAUCUGUGGGAUAUGAUUGUAUUUUGUCAAUUUUAAGGUUACUGUAAUAUGAUUAGAUAUUAACCAAGGAGUAUAGAAGAUUUUAAAGUUAGCAUAAGCCGAAACGUACUUAUUAAAUAAAAUGAUUGCAAAGUGUAGCUUCCUAUGUUAUUGAUUUAUUUCAAAUGGAAUAAGGUUUUGUCACAAUGGAGCAUUUCUCCGUUAAUGCAACAAUAAUAGACUGAAUACUUUACAUGCAAGUGUUGGCACAGAAACAGAGUUUAAGCAUGGCUGCCAACUGUUCUGUGCACCGUGGUCAUCGCCGCCAGGAGUCCAUGUACACCAUGACGGGACUGUACGCAGAGACGCCGGCCUCAGGUGAAGAGGCGACUACUGCAGUCACAACUGCUCCAAGUCUGUCUGCGGUCACCUGCUGCCAUGACACCGUCAUAAAAUGUCAUAGUCGGAAUCCUUCAGUUGGAAUCGUCGACAGAACUGAAAAAGAACAUCCUCCUUUUCCAUCACUGGAAGAAUCUCGAGAUUGUGGGAUUUUAUCUCUCCGCCCCAAAUUUCUUCAGAGAUUUGCAGGAAUAAAGGUGUUUGUCCUGCUGAUAUCGGUGCUUGUUUUACUUCAACAAGCGCUUAGCUCUGGUUACAUCAACUCGGUAAUAACGACUAUCGAGAAGAGGUUUGAAAUUCCUUCCAGCUUGUCUGGUCUUAUAGCAUCAUCCUAUGAGAUUGGAAAUGUUUUCACAGUUAUUUUUGUCAGCUAUCUGGGAAGUCAACGUCAUAUUCCAGUUUGGAUUGGAGUUGGGUCUGUAAUAAUGGGCAUAGGCUCGUUAGUGUUUGUGCUGCCCCAUUUUAUUACUGAACCUCACCAUGCAUCUACCAUUGCUAACGCAAGUGCAGAAAAUAUUUGCAGAGGGAUUUCUUUGCGUGAACAAGAUAUUGGACUUGGUAGACUUUCAUCAGCAAGCCUGUCAGCUCCACCCCUUGCACCACAUAGCACACGAAUAGACAACUGUAUCCAAGGCUCACCAUCAACAUUGGUUCCUGUAGUUUUGUUUGUUGUUUCGCAAUUACUUUUGGGUUGUGGUGGUUCUCCACUUUUUACACUUGGGACAACUUACAUAGACGACCAUGUUUGUCCAGAUAGUGCAUUACUCUACAUUGGUUUCAUGUACAGUAUGGCUGCAUUUGGGCCGGCUCUUGGAUUUUUACUUGGAGCAUACCUUUUAUCAUUUCACAUGGACUCAUUUACUAGCACUUUAAUAACUAUUGAUCCAGAAGAUCAGCGAUGGGUGGGAAUGUGGUGGGGAGGAUUUCUUCUCUACAGCGUUCUGCUCGUUCUGGUUGCUAUUCCAUUUUUUGCCUUUCCUAAAAUACUGCAGAGAGAAAAGGGGAAGAUAGGUCUGGUUAAAAAGCCUCAACUCGAAGGCAGCCGUUCGCUCCCGCAGUUGGGAAGAAGUGGUGCAGCAAGAAGCCACACAAACGACACAGGCUAUGGUCACAGCGUCAAAGAUAUACCUCGUUCAAUGUGGAGGUUAGUGAGUAACCCAUUGUACAUUGUGACCUGCUUAGCUGCAUGCAUGGAACUGGUUAUUGUCUCUGGUUUCAUUGUGUUUUUGCCAAAGUACUUGGAAACACAGUUUAGUCUGGGAAAAAGUCAAGCAAGCAUCUUCACAGGUUCGGUUGCUAUUCCUGGUGCCUGUAUUGGUAUUUUUAUGGGUGGUUGCUUGAUGCAAAGAUUAGUACUUAGUCCGAAGGGAGCUGUGCAGUUUGUAAUGAUAUGCAGCACCAUAUGUUUGGUGUGCUAUGGCUUCCUGUUUUUCUUGGGUUGUGAAAAUGUCAAGAUGGCUGGCACCACAAUUCCAUAUUUUAACAGCUCGAAACCAGAACCAUUUCAAGUGAACUUGACAGCUGCAUGUAAUUUUGGGUGUGAAUGCAGAACAACUGAUGUGGAACCUGUUUGUGGAAACAAUGGACUAACGUACUUCAGUCCUUGCCAUGCUGGUUGUACUACUUUCUCUUCCUCAAGAGCCAACUUUUCCAACUGUGCCUGUAUCAGAGCCAAUAUUAGUGGAUUUUUGGUCACUGGAAGUAGUCCAUUAACAGCAGCUGAAUAUGCAGAAGUGAUUGUUGUUCCUGUUGCAACAGCAGGACCAUGUAAUUCACUAUGCAGAACAAUCUUUCCAUUUCUCAUAUUGUUGUUUUUUAUGACGUUUAUCGUUGCUGUUACUCAGAUGCCUCUUCUGAUGAUUGUGUUGAGGUCUGUUAGUGAAGAAGAGCGGUCAUUUGCUUUAGGAAUGCAAUUUGUGAUAUUCCGUUUGUUUGGGUACAUUCCUGCACCAAUUUUGUUUGGGAAUUUAAUUGAUUCUACGUGCCUCUUGUGGAAAAGUAUCUGUGGCGAGAAAGGUGGUCGCUGUUUGUUGUAUGAUAUUGAAAAGUUUCAUUUCAGGUACAUAGGGAUCUGUGCUGGUAUCAAAACUCUGGCAUUAGCCAUGUUUGCUGUGGACUGGUGGCUGGUUCGUCAACGCCUCCACUCGGAGAAUCAGCAUCAACUUACUCUGGGUGAACUCAUUGGCUCAAUUAUAAGCCUGGACAAGUUGUUUGAAGAGAAUCCGGCUGGAAUGCUGCGUAGUGUUUCCUUGCUGCCGUCUCUCACAACGAAGGCCCAUCUCAGCCAGAAUGUUCAAUCUCGAUCGCUACCUCGUAAUCAAGACAUCAACAUGAAAACAAUAGGGGUUCAUGGAAGCAGACAUACUCGUAGUAUUAGUGCAUAACCUUUUGUUGAAUGACUAUUCAUUCAGUUGAAAAUAAGACACUUUUCACAUGUAUGCCUUUCAGAGUUCUUGGUAGGGUCUAAAACAUAGAAGCAAGCUUAGAAAUACUCACAAACAUCUUGUAAGAAUUAUUGAAUGAAGUAGGUUUUUCUCAGCCUUAAUCUUAAUUUUGGCUUAAAAUAAUGCCUAAGAAAACUUACCAUAAAUAUUUACCGUAGCAUAUUUUUCAUGUGUACACACUUGUUCGUAUGUUUUCUGGUUCCUGAAAUAACAUCUUUUUUCUUUGUGAUUAUUUUGUUUAUUUAUAAUGUAUUUAAUGGAAACAUAUUCAUUAAAAAAAAGUCUUUAAUAUGUAACAGUAGAGAGUACUUUUCCAUCAUGUAUUUUAUUCUGUUGUCUAUUUUGUAGUUAUGUGACCAAGUGUUCUUAUUUGUGUCGUGUUAAUGAGAGAGAGUGAUUUUUCUCAUUCCUUAUGUGUGAUAUAAAGUUGAUAAGAAGAAUGUGUGUACCAUUGCUGUAAAGGCACAUUUUAUGUAUAAAUGAAAAUUUUAUCUAUUUUUAUAUUUGUGUAUCACAUUUAUGUAUGUUCUUCACUUGUAUAUUAUAUUGAUACAGUUCUUUAUAAUGAAAGCACAUCUAUUAUACAACCUAUGUAUAAAAAGGCAUUGUGCUUAAUAAUUGUAAUUACCUAAAUUAUUGAAGAUACAUUUAUUUUAUAAUGCUGUUAAUAAAUUAAUUAUUUAAAACU
Bacillus rossius redtenbacheri is the source of this 3520-nucleotide messenger RNA. RefSeq names its product solute carrier organic anion transporter family member 5A1 (gene Oatp30B). Gene Ontology annotation, molecular function: protein binding. Gene Ontology annotation, biological process: sodium-independent organic anion transport; transmembrane transport. Bases 244 to 2772 code for a protein of 842 amino acids. The record is from RefSeq and is a predicted model, not a curated record. Gene Ontology annotation, cellular component: plasma membrane. NCBI's taxonomy places the organism in Eukaryota, Metazoa, Arthropoda, Insecta, Phasmatodea, Bacillidae. The transcript is spliced from 16 exons.